Messenger RNA from Arachis duranensis, 2810 nucleotides. RefSeq names its product probable LRR receptor-like serine/threonine-protein kinase At1g14390. The record is from RefSeq and is a predicted model, not a curated record. Gene Ontology annotation, molecular function: protein binding; ATP binding; protein kinase activity. The transcript is spliced from 7 exons. Gene Ontology annotation, biological process: protein phosphorylation. The coding region runs from base 381 to 2561 and encodes 726 amino acids. Lineage: Eukaryota; Viridiplantae; Streptophyta; Magnoliopsida; Fabales; Fabaceae.
ACACUCUUUUAAGGUUUCUCAAAGUUUUGAAAUCUCAUUCUUUUCCAGAUCUCAGGUUUCAGUUUUUUUUUUUUAAGAAAAAAAAAUUGGGGGUCCUCUUCCUUCCAUUGUCCUACCUGCUCCACAACAUUACUGAAAUUCUUUAUCCUCAUAAUUUUCCAUCAGAAAAUCUUUUCAUGCAAUCAUUAUAACAUGACAAAUAACUUUUCUGCUUGAUAGCUUUCCUAUGUACUAACUAAAGUGUUUGAUUCUGUACAACUGGAAAGAAAAAGAUAAGAAAGCAAUUCUGUUUACUUAUGCUCACUGCUUAAUAGCUUUCAUGCUGUGACAAAACCAUUCUGUUUACUACAAAUAUUUUUCUUUUCUUUAAGCCUAAGAAUAUGAAGAGAUCAUUGGUUUUGUUCUGUAACUUGUUUCCUGCAACAAUCCUUCUUGUUCUGCUUACUAUAACAAGAAGUACUUCUGCACAGCUUGUAAGCAGUGAGAACAGAAUCCUCUUCCAAGUUCAGAAGCUUCUAGAAUAUCCACAAGCCCUUCAAGGAUGGAAUAACUGGACCAACUUCUGCUACCUCCCUCCAUCACCUUCCCUCACCAUAGUCUGCACAAAUGGCCAUGUCACAGAACUCACCAUCAUUGGAAACAACACUAGUUCUCAUCAAAUCCUUUCAUCAAGGUUCUCCAUUGAUUCUCUCUUCACUGUGAUGACAAAGUUUUCAAAUUUGAAGGCCUUAUCAUUGGUUUCAUUAGGUCUGUGGGGUCCAUUACCUUCCAAGAUCAACAGGUUCUGGUCACUGGAGGUUCUCAACAUUAGUUCAAACUUCAUUUAUGGUGAAAUUCCACCAUCAAUAUCAACAUUGAAGAGCCUCAAGAGUCUUGUUUUGGCUGAUAAUCUCUUCAAUGGAACUGUCCCAGAUUUCAAAAAGCUAACUUUUCUUCAAGAGCUUAACUUGGGUGGCAACAAGCUUGGUCCUUAUUUUCCUUCACUAUUAGGCCAGAACCUUGUGAGUCUUAUCUUGAGGAACAAUUCUCUCAGAUCUCAAAUUCCUCUUCAAUUCAUAAAAUUUGAUAAGCUUCAGACACUUGACAUCUCUUCCAAUGAAAUCUUUGGAAAGAUUCCAUCUUUUCUUUUCUCUUUGCGUUCUCUCCAGUACCUAAACUUGGCUGCAAACCAAUUAAGUGGUAACCUUUCGGCAAAAACAGCAUGUGGUUCUGCACUGACAUUUGUGGAUAUCUCACACAAUCUUCUAGUUGGAAAGUUGCCAUCAUGCAUUGGUUCAAUGAUUUCAAAGGGCAAGCUGCUAUACUCUGGGAAUUGUUUUUCAACAAGAAGGUUGAAUGACCAGCAGCAUCCAUAUUCAUUUUGCAAGAAAGAGGUUGCCUUAGCCGUUAAGCCACCGGAGAAAACAAAGAAGGAGAAUGAAUCCAGAGUGAAACUAAGUCUAUUACUUGGUAUAAUUGGAGGUGCUGUGGGAAUUGCAGCAAUUCUGGUUCUACUCACUGUGUUCAUUGUGAGGAAAUCCAACCAAGAAAGAUCAUAUCGUCACCGGGACAGAUCCGUUGCUGAUAAAUUUUAUGCCGGAGCAUCUCCCGGACCAAACACUGAUACAAGACGUGUUCCUCAGACGAUGAGGCUAUCUGCGGUUGGAAUGCCACCAUACUGUAAUUUCACAUCAGAAGAAAUUGAAGAUGCAACAAACAACUUUGACUCAACAAAUCUAAUAGGAGAAGGAACACAGGGCCAACUAUAUAGAGGUUGGCUCAGAGAUGGUGCAGUGGUCCUGGUUAACUGUGUAAAAAUAAAGCAGAAGGGUUUGCCCCACACCAUUAACCAGAACUUAGAGGUUUUGCCUAAUUUGAGGCACAGGCAUUUGAUGAGUGUUCUAGGACACUGUGUCAUUACUCAUCAGGAAAAUCCUCAACCAACAAGCACAGUCUUCAUUGUCUUUGAACACAUAUCAAAUGUGUCGCUUAGGGAUCAACUUACAGAUUGGAGAAAGAGAGAUAUGCUGAAAUGGCCACAAAGAAUGGCAAUCAGCAUAGGCAUUGCAAGAGGGGUGCAGUUCUUGCACACAGGAGUUGCUCCUGGCAUUUUCGGCAACAAUUUGAAGAUUGAGAACAUUCUAUUGGAUGAUAGCCUCAAUGCAAAAGUUAGUAGAUACAGCAUUCCAUUGCCAUCCAAGAACACUGACCAAAAUGCCCCCAAUCAGAUUGGCAGCACAAAUAAUGCAGAAAAGGAAGAUAUCUAUCAGUUGGGUGUUAUUCUUCUUGAAAUUAUCACUGGCAAACAAAUUAAAUCUUCCAGUGAAAUAGAGGAGCUGAAGGAUGAGCUGGAGAAAGGGUCAUCAGAAGCACAGUCAGUACUAAGGAGUGCAGUUGAUCCUUGCCUGAGGGGAACUUAUGCAUAUGAAUCAAUGAGGACUGCAGUUCAGAUCACUAUCAAUUGUCUCUCCAAGGCUGCUAGUAAGCGCCCUUCAAUCGAGGAUGUUCUGUGGAACUUGCAGUACUCGAUGCAAGUUCAAGAGUCCUGGACCAGCAGUGGAAAUCUCAGCACAAAGUUCUGAACAUCCCUGUCAAUAGAAGUGUCUGCUGGAAUUCCAUAAGUUCAUUGAUCUUAAUGAAUAAAUGAACAUGUAAAUAUUUAUUUUCUUCUAUAUAGGGCCAAAAUGCACUACUUGUCCUGAAUUGUUCCUACAAACUUAUUGUCUAGUCAUAGAAGUUCCUCUUCAAGUUUGUAUCUACCAAUUUCUUUGGAUUACCCUUGAAUAAGGCAUAAAAUCGUUUUAAUAAGCCAUGAUGAGAUUGAUAAUUAA